Molecule: messenger RNA, 717 nt
Organism: Nicrophorus vespilloides
Lineage: Eukaryota; Metazoa; Arthropoda; Insecta; Coleoptera; Silphidae
Exons: 2
Coding region: 1-717 (238 amino acids)
Biological process (GO): detection of chemical stimulus involved in sensory perception of smell; sensory perception of smell
Cellular component (GO): plasma membrane
Molecular function (GO): olfactory receptor activity; odorant binding
Source: RefSeq, a predicted model, not a curated record
AUGUCGCGCGAUCUGCAGCCUUUACUGAAGAACACUUUGCUGGCGCUCGGACUGUGCGGACUGAAUCCUUUGAAAACAAACCUUUUCACUCCGAUCCAAAAGGCCGUAACGCUGCUUUCGAUUGCAGCAAUCUUCGUAAUUGGCUUUCUCGAGAUUCCGCUCAACUGGAAAGGAAUCGAGACGCUGAGCAACAUCGAGCUAACUCCAACAAUGUUCAUGGUGACUAGCAAAUGUUUGUUUUUGAUAUUAAACCAAUCUAAGAUCGAAUCGACUGUAAUUAGUUUGGAGGAGUUUUGGUCUUUGGAUAAGUUUGGAGAUGAGUUUAAGGCUAAAGUGAGCCGGUAUCAUGAGGUUGGGUAUACAGUGUUGAAAACGUACUUUAUGUUUUGUGUAUUAUGCACUUUGGCGCUUUGCGUAGCGCCUUUUGUGACUGGUAAUAAUAAAUUGAUUUUUCCUGGAUACGAUUUUUGCAAGAACUCUUGCUUCGAAGAGCAGCAAGUUUGGCAAUCUUUAGCUUUAACGUUCCAAAUGAUCCCAGUCGCCAUAGGUUUUGAUUGUUUAUUUGCAAGCUUCAUCGCCUAUGGAUUUGUUGGUAUAGAGAUGGUCAAAAAGGCAUUCCAAGAUCUUCUCCUCGUCUCAACGAAUAACGAUGAUCACGACUUGCUCAGAGCUAAUCUGAAGGCAUUAGUAGACCAACACAAUUUCGCCUUAAAGUGA